UGUCCUGACACGAGUGUCUGACAGCAACCGUUUCAGUUGAAAACCGGUGGUGGGGUUACCACUCAUGACUAUUAAAAGAGUCGAUAUAAACUUUUCGUGCCCUCUUUCAGUUGAAACAAAUAUGUGGAUCAAACAGAUGGAAAUUUCUUCGAACAGGCAGGAGACGCUAGAACGGAUUUGAAUUCAGAGUUGUCGGUCAGACUUAAAAUCGGGAGGUCGUCUCAAAAGUUGAGCUGGUUUGUUGGUGACAGAGACGUAGAUAAGUGGACAUUCAACGACUUUCAAAGAGCAUGAUGCGAAACCUAGUUCGGAGAACAGAAAAACUUUUCCCGCAUGACACGAGCAAGUAACAGAAAGGCUCUUCACACAUGCUAUCCUGAUGAAAUCAUGCAAAGCCCAAGGGACGACGGUCAUGUUGAUAAUAAAGUCUUCUGGAGAAGAAGACGCGAAUCAGAGCACUUGCGUUCAACAACCUCUCCCGCACGAGAACCGAACCAGCUUCCUACACAAACCACAGCAGUUUCACGGAGCACAAGACGAGAGGCUCUUUCAUCUCUGCCUUCGCUUUCCCUCCAUAAUGAACAAUUCCGAACUUGCAGGGCAUGAUUCCUUCGAGCAUGCGCUCUGAUUGAAGUAGCACCAUCGGCAGUGGCAAGUUGCUCUACGUGGGGAUGAUCAAAACUGCCAUCACAGUUAGAUCUACAGCAGCCUUUUAAGCCUUUAGCACCAGGAUGUUCAGCAGGAAGUCAUUUUCCAGGGGUGAAAUGAAUAGCUACUGAGAUGUAAAGGGCAUGCAGUGAGGUGCAGGAUUCUAUCUGGACUCCAGACAGCGGAGACGGGCUGUAAGGCAGGCGAAUGAGCUCGUCCUCAAAUGGAACCCUCAGUCCUCCGAGGCACACUUUCCGCGCUUGGACACCUCACGGACAUCUAUAUCAGGACGGACAUUUGAGCGGUCACAGCGCCCGCGGUUCGGGUUCUAGUCCCUCGCAUGGGGCCGGGACACUCCAGGUACCUUUCCGGAACUAGCAUAUCACAACCACUGUUUUCAACUUUACCCUGUACCGGCAUUGCUAGCUUGCAUCCCACCUGUCAGUGACCUGAAAAGGCUUUUACGCUCGAUGUUCAGCGGAUCUCACUCGAGAUCCAUACUUUCUCGAUGAAAUUAUGCGGAGUCCUUGGGCCAGGGUUGGAGCUUGCCUGCCCCGUUUGAGACUUGUGGCUGUCAUUGUGCAUGUGUUGCGAGAGUGAUGGGGCAGUGACCCCGCACUCUUUGAGCAGGGAAGCAAGUGGGCUAUUUAGGAUCCCUCUGCAUGCAUGCUUGCGACCAGUGUUUCUGAUUCCGAGAUGUCUUCUCAAACCAGUAUCGAUGGGAUGGUCUUUGCCAGGCUGAGGCAAUCUCUGUUCCGAUCUCGGAACACUAGUUUCCUCCGCUACACAAUUCCGCCCCGCAGCCUAUGUCAUUGAUUGCCCUACAGCUUCCUUCGUCAUAUUUUGGAUUAAACCCUUCAAGGUUUGCCCUGAGACUGUGUCAAAAUAAUCACAGAAAAGUCAGUUCGGAUGCAGUUCUAAGUGGCUUCGAUUCUAAAUGUGAACACUGUUCGAGGAUAAAGCAAGGUGGUUCAGGAGGCAGAAUGGCUCAAAGCUUUCAACCCCACAGAUUAGGAAUGUUGUGUUCAUAGUUUCCAUCAUACGUGACAGUGAACGAGUAUCUAGAGGCAUGCGGACUCAGGGGACAUCCUCUGAUGAGACGGAACUGAUCCUUCCUAAAGCCCUCCGAGCUUUGGAAGACUGAUGAUGGUUCUCUAGUUGCGUGUGCGUGCACAAGCGCUCAACUGCAGUGCAAGGACAGAUGAUUGCCCGGAUUAGAGCUCGAUGAUUAGAUUGGAGGAUCAUUCAAAUCCCGAAUCGCCAGCUAGGGCGAGCAUAGGUCUCUCUGCGGCAUAAUUGCAAAAGCGUGAAAUAUACAGUUCAAUAUUCGUUGAAACGACGUGCGACAUGUCAGACGACUGCUAACAUUCUAACCCAUGUAGGUGCAGUAUUUGUUACAAACGGGUGGGCCAUUCAUUCGAGGUCUACAACCGACAGCGAGCAUAGAAGUCUGGUGGAAAGGGUUGUGGGUGGUGUAAUGGCUAAAGCAGCAAGCGUCGCUCGACCUUGCAUUGGAAUACUUCACGAAUGUCACAUAGAAAACCAGUUCACGUGACACUUUCCUUGGCCGACUCGCAGAAAGAAGAAAGAAAGGAAUUUGAAUCUCGAUCGUGGCCGACAGAAACAUAGACAGUUGGGACCCAAAAGCGAAAGAUGUUCGCAAGCUCUCAGGAACUACUUAGAACAGCGGGUCGAAGGUGUAAAAAGGGUGCAGACUUCACGUGAAGGGAAGCAUGUCUACAUACUGUGAACACCGAAACGGAUAAACACCUUCAGUCAAAAGCCGUCAUUUCACCUGAAAAGAUACGGAGCACUUUUUCAUCUCGACCCAUGGACAACUGCAACUGCUUGAUAUAGAAGUCUGCAUCUGAGAGUCAAGCGUGUGUACCUCGAAGACGUGAUGGAGCGAACGAAUAAAAGCUAUUCUCGUCCAUCGCAGAUUCCAGUGUUCGGCGACACCUCUCCACAUCUGAACUUUCUCAACGUUAACGUUUGUGCCAACCUGGACCUCCCUGUUCAUUCCUACCGCAAUGGGACCUCACCUCAGGAUAGUUGUGAGCAACAGCUGAUCGAUCUUUCUCAAGCACCAGCACCAAGACUUGUCUAAUCUUGAAAACCAGAUCUCCAGGACUGUUGAUGCGUCUCAUCAAUAUUGGAAUUUCU
Marchantia polymorpha subsp. ruderalis is the source of this 2811-nucleotide messenger RNA. The record is from the annotation of a GenBank genome assembly. NCBI's taxonomy places the organism in Eukaryota, Viridiplantae, Streptophyta, Marchantiopsida, Marchantiales, Marchantiaceae.